This is a messenger RNA of Austrofundulus limnaeus, 728 nucleotides long. It is a transcript of the gene rabif, whose product is annotated as RAB interacting factor. NCBI's taxonomy places the organism in Eukaryota, Metazoa, Chordata, Actinopteri, Cyprinodontiformes, Rivulidae. Gene Ontology annotation, cellular component: cytosol; membrane. The record is from RefSeq and is a predicted model, not a curated record. Gene Ontology annotation, molecular function: guanyl-nucleotide exchange factor activity; zinc ion binding. Gene Ontology annotation, biological process: post-Golgi vesicle-mediated transport; small GTPase-mediated signal transduction.
AGCAUUUACUAGCUGCACUUUAAGAUCAGUUAGCAUGCUAGCCACAGCCAGCUAACUUGCUUGUCUGAUUUAUUUUUCUCAAUUUCUCUACUUUACAUUUCAAGAGUCGAAAUGGACAACGAUCAGGAGGGAUCCAAAGAGAGYUCUGACCAAACCGAGCUGGUGUCUGAGGACGGCAAGAAUACMAAGUCUGUUCUGUGUCAACGCUGCGGUUCCAAGGUGCUGUGCCCUGCCAUGGCUAUGUUUACCGAGAAGGAGCUGUUCCUACCGGCCAUGCGGAAGAAGAGCAGCUCCAACACUGCUGAGGGCUCCGUCAACGGUGACACACUGACCGCCCACUGGUUAGUGGACGACAUGCUCACUUUUGAGAACRUGGGUUUCACAAAGGAUGUGGGGAAAAUCAAGUACCUCAUCUGUGCAGAUUGUGAAAUUGGACCAAUCGGCUGGCACUGUUUGGAUGACAAAAAGAAAUUCUAUGUGGCUUUGGAUAGGGUGAACCAUGCAUAAUGUUUUUAUGCAUUUGUGAGCCCACACGGACCUCAUUAAAUGUUUUGGCAGGCUAUGCAUUGUUUUUAUGGAUUUAUGCCCAGUUUACCCCGAAUAAGUCCAUCGUACACACACUCACUGAUACUGUACUGUUAAAGGGAUUGUGCCAUGUUCAUUUCCAUCGAUCAUAAUGGCAUKAGUACAACCAUUCUGUUCUAAUAAAGUUAUUAAUGAAGUCAUUA